GGCGCUCACAACUCGCAGACGAAGGGCAGGAGAGCGUCGCAAGGGCUGGGCGCGAGCCCUUGGGCGUCCAGGCAGACGCACUCCGCGCUGUCCUCUGGAGAGUGGCGCGCGACGUUCCAUAGCGCCGCUUCCUUCUCGCUCAUCUUCUUGCCUGAGAGCACGCGGGAGGAGUCUCAGUCACAGCCUUUGACAGUGCAUGAAGGUCUCCAAAUAUUCAGUAAGACGUUAAGGACAAAACAUGGAUUCAUGGAAGAAAUGAGCGUUUUCCUUGGUCCUAUUGUGUUCGUGCAAAGCUUGGCCACGUCUAUCUUGUUAUGUUCAUCUAUACUGCAUCUUACUUUGAUUAGUACGAAAAGUGUCAAGUUUUAUGCAGUGGCAAUGUUUGUCACAUUUGAGAUGGGUGAACUGUAUCUAUACUGCCAGAUGGGUACAGAAUUACAGCAU
Gryllus bimaculatus (two-spotted cricket) is the source of this 444-nucleotide messenger RNA. NCBI's taxonomy places the organism in Eukaryota, Metazoa, Arthropoda, Insecta, Orthoptera, Gryllidae. The record is from the annotation of a GenBank genome assembly.